CUCGGGCGGGCGGAGCGACCCCGGCCCCCACUCCCCGCCCCGACCAUGGUAGUGUUCAAUGGCCUUCUUAAGAUCAAAAUCUGCGAGGCCGUGAGCUUGAAGCCCACAGCCUGGUCGCUGCGCCAUGCAGUGGGACUCCGGCCGCAGACUUUCCUUCUGGACCCUUACAUUGCCCUCAACGUGGACGACUCGCGCAUCGGCCAGACGGCCACGAAGCAGAAGACCAACAGCCCGGCCUGGCACGACGAGUUCGUCACCGACGUGUGCAACGGGCGCAAGAUCGAGCUGGCCGUCUUCCACGACGCCCCCAUCGGCUACGACGACUUCGUGGCCAACUGCACCAUCCAGUUCGAGGAGCUGCUGCAGAACGGGAGCCGCCACUUCGAGGACUGGAUUGAUCUGGAGCCAGAAGGCAGAGUGUAUGUGAUCAUCGAUCUGUCAGGGUCGUCGGGUGAAGCCCCCAAAGACAAUGAAGAGCGUGUGUUCAGGGAGCGCAUGCGGCCCAGGAAGCGGCAGGGGGCCGUCAGGCGCAGGGUCCACCAGGUCAACGGCCACAAGUUCAUGGCCACCUACCUUCGGCAGCCCACCUACUGCUCGCACUGCAGAGAUUUCAUCUGGGGUGUCAUAGGAAAGCAGGGAUACCAAUGUCAAGUGUGCACUUGCGUGGUCCACAAGCGAUGCCAUGAGCUCAUAAUUACGAAGUGUGCUGGAUUAAAGAAACAGGAAACUCCCGACGAGGUGGGCUCCCAGCGGUUCAGCGUCAACAUGCCCCACAAGUUCAGUAUCCACAACUACAAGGUCCCCACCUUCUGUGACCACUGUGGGUCCCUGCUCUGGGGCCUCUUGCGGCAGGGUCUGCAGUGCAAAGUCUGCAAGAUGAACGUUCACCGCCGCUGCGAGACCAACGUGGCCCCCAACUGCGGCGUGGACGCCAGAGGAAUCGCCAAGGUGCUGGCUGACCUGGGCGUCACUCCCGACAAAAUCACCAACAGCGGCCAGAGGAGGAAAAAGAAGCUGCCCAUGCCUUUUCCCUGGUGCCUCUCAGAAGAGCCUUCUCCCUUGAAUGGGAAGCUCCUCGCCGGUGCGGAGUCCCCUCAGCCUGCUUCUGGAAGCUCACCUUCUGAGGAAGAUCGAUCCAAGUCAGCACCCACCUCCCCUUGUGACCAGGAAUUAAAAGAACUUGAAAACAACAUCCGGAAGGCCUUGUCAUUUGACAACCGAGGGGAGGAGCACAGGGCGGCGGCAUCCACGGACGGCCAGCUGGCGAGCCCCGGCGAGAAUGGUGAAGUCCGGCAAGGCCAGGCCAAGCGCUUGGGCCUGGACGAGUUCAACUUCAUCAAAGUGUUGGGCAAAGGCAGCUUUGGCAAGGUCAUGUUGGCGGAGCUCAAAGGCAAAGACGAAGUCUAUGCUGUGAAAGUUUUGAAGAAGGACGUCAUCCUCCAGGACGAUGACGUUGACUGCACCAUGACAGAGAAGCGGAUCUUGGCUCUGGCGCGGAAACACCCGUAUCUAACCCAACUCUAUUGCUGCUUCCAAACCAAGGACCGCCUCUUUUUCGUCAUGGAGUAUGUGAAUGGUGGAGACCUCAUGUUCCAGAUUCAGCGCUCCCGAAAAUUCGACGAGCCCCGUUCCCGGUUCUACGCUGCAGAGGUCACGUCCGCCCUCAUGUUCCUCCACCAACACGGAGUCAUCUACAGGUAGCUCUUCUUUCCUCCUCUCUUUCCUGAAAGUGAAAAAAAAAUAAAGAAUCCUCCAGACUGGCUCCUGCCCCACUGGCCUCUUAGUCACCUGCUUUAGAUGAGUUGUUUUAAUUUGCUUACAGGGGCCUUUGGGGCGGGGGCAGGCUGUUUAUCACUGUGAAUGUUAAUAUUUGAAUAGCCCCAGGAGACCCACUGCUUGUGCCAGUUUUGAUGGAAGGCCCAAGAACGAUUUUAAAGGCCUGGAGCCCAACGACCUUGGGGUGACCUUCAUUUCUUUCUCUCCCCACCCUCUUCCUUCAACCUCGGGGCAUUCUCUACUUUUUCCUCCUGUGCCAUGAACUUCCUCCCCUUCCCAGCCCCUCCGCUUCCUGAGUUUGUUUGGCUUACUGUCUCCAGCAGAUAGAAUCGGGGA
This is a messenger RNA of Miniopterus natalensis, 2112 nucleotides long. NCBI's taxonomy places the organism in Eukaryota, Metazoa, Chordata, Mammalia, Chiroptera, Miniopteridae. The record is from RefSeq and is a predicted model, not a curated record.